Molecule: messenger RNA, 1471 nt
Organism: Macadamia integrifolia
Lineage: Eukaryota; Viridiplantae; Streptophyta; Magnoliopsida; Proteales; Proteaceae
Product: binding partner of ACD11 1-like
Exons: 7
Coding region: 350-1276 (308 amino acids)
Molecular function (GO): RNA binding
Source: RefSeq, a predicted model, not a curated record
UGGAAGGUCGAAAAACUCCCCACCUCUCGAAAACGUUACGAAUAUUUUGAGGGCGCGCGAACUUCCCGCUGCGAGCAGUUGGUCCCGACGUGGCUAUCACUGAAAAACUGCAAUCCAUCUCUCCCUGUCUAUUUCUCUCUCUCACCUUCAGUUAUUCAGUUACAUUCCUUCCAUCUCAUUUUUUUCUUCUAUCUUCCAGUAAAAUUUUAUAUUUUCCAUCAUCUGCAUUUCUGAAUUCUUUUGUGGAAAUCUCUGUCUGUCUGUCUGUCUCUCCUGGAGUUCUCAAAUUUGGUUUCUAAUUUUUCAGAGAUCUAUCAUUUUCCUGCGAAUUCCUUUAACCAAUUUUCAAAUGUCGGUCCCAGUGGAUCAAAGUGAUCCAAACAAAGGCUCAGAUCCUCCGAUGCCCAUUACAUCAAAUUGGACGAUCAAUGUUUCGGAUAUAAAGACAGUGAAAGUUAGCAACAUUUCAUUAGCUGCAUCAGAGGGGGAUAUCAAACAUUUCUUCUCUUUCUCUGGUGAUAUUCAAUAUAUUGAGAUGCAAAGGGAGUCUGAAAGUUCUCGGCUUGCAUAUGUUACAUUCAAGGAUUCGCAGGAAGCAGACACAGCGGUUCUUCUAUCGGGAGCUGCCAUUUAUGAUCUUUCUGUCUCUAUAGCACCAGAUGAAAAUUACCUGCUGCCCCCUGAAGCUAUUCCAAAUAGCCCGCCUUCUAAUUCCAAUUCAGCUGUCAAGAAGGCUGAGGAUGUUGUGACCAGCAUGCUUGCUAGGGGCUUUGUACUGGGGAAGGAUGCUUUAAACAAGGCAAGGGCCUUUGAUGAACGGCAUCACUUGAUGUCGAAUGCCUCUGAUACUGUUGUGGCCCUUGACAGAAGGAUGGGCCUGAGAGAAAAGAUAGGCAUUGGGACUUCUAUAGUCAAUGAGAAGAUGAAGGAGGUGGAUGAGCGGUUCCAGGUGUCUGAGAAGACGAGAUCAGCCAUUGGAUUGGCUGAGCAGAAGGCAAGCAGCGCAGGGUCAGCCCUAAUGAACAACCACUACAUCUCAGCUGGUGCAUCAUGGGUGUCAGGUGCCUUAAACGUGGUUGCCAAGGCAGCCGAGGAUUUGAGCCACAUUACCAAGGAGAAGGUUGACAGAGCUGAGGAAGAGAAGGAGACGGUCUAUAGGCAUAGAACGGAGAUUGUUAAUGACUUUUCCUGUAUACAUCUCAAUGAGCCUUCAACAGGGGAGCCCCGGAUGGUGCCAAUCGAUACAGCUGAUGAAGGUAAGCUUGGCAUCAUAUGAUUGCUGAGGUUUAAUUUUUAUAUUUUGAUUUCAAUUUUUCCCACUUCUUGUAUAUUGUUUUUUUUUUCUUGAAGGUCCAUUUUUAAUUAGCUUAGUUUAUUACUGUUGGAUUAAAUUUGAUAUAGAGUGUUUAACUGAUGUUUACUGUAGACCAUGUAAAUGAAUGGAUUUUUAAGACUUUCUCCUUCCCUGACA